UCAAUUAUUGCGAAAUUCUCCCAUAGAAACUUCUUUCUUCGUUCAUUCUUCAUUCUUCAUUCCAAUCAAGAGGGAAAAAUGCAUCUAUGGCCAUCGACAAGGAUCAGAGACUCUUUCAAGCAUGCUUACAUCAAAAAGCUGGAAUGGAACCUCCACAGAAUGAAAAUUCAAAAGCAACAGCAGCAGCAAUCUUCGAGCAAGCAGAACUUGCUGGAUAAAGAACAAGCUUCUGAUGCUGAUGGCGAAACAGCAGAAAACACGAAUCUGGUUUCUUUUGGUGGUCGAGUACUCGAUUUCUGCUCAGAAGCCCUGCUUCUUCUCUCCUGUUGUUACUGCUGCUAUUGCUGCGGAGCUUGCCUCUCCGAAGAUGAAGAACAUUGAUGCUGAUGUAGAGGAUAGAUGCUUAGAAUUGAUCAAGGAAACUGAUUGAUGCUGCAUCCAAAAUGAUAUUUACAGUAUCUGUUCUGUAGCGUCUCAUGUACAGGUAAUCCUAGCAUCAUUGAUCGUUGGUAUAUAUUGAUCUAUUUUUCCGUUUAUUAUGUUGAUUUCAUUAGACAGAUAACUCUUGGAAAAACAUGUGCAGUCAAAAGAAAAUUGUGAAUCUAGUAAAACUAAUGUCUUCUCGAGACAUGUUU
Messenger RNA from Momordica charantia (bitter melon), 635 nucleotides. NCBI's taxonomy places the organism in Eukaryota, Viridiplantae, Streptophyta, Magnoliopsida, Cucurbitales, Cucurbitaceae. The record is from RefSeq and is a predicted model, not a curated record.